This is a messenger RNA of Chinchilla lanigera (long-tailed chinchilla), 4461 nucleotides long. It is a transcript of the gene Pram1, whose product is annotated as PML-RARA regulated adaptor molecule 1. Gene Ontology annotation, biological process: integrin-mediated signaling pathway; protein localization to plasma membrane; T cell receptor signaling pathway. Gene Ontology annotation, cellular component: plasma membrane. NCBI's taxonomy places the organism in Eukaryota, Metazoa, Chordata, Mammalia, Rodentia, Chinchillidae. The transcript is spliced from 10 exons. Gene Ontology annotation, molecular function: protein binding. The record is from RefSeq and is a predicted model, not a curated record. The coding region runs from base 2400 to 4370 and encodes 656 amino acids.
CUGGAGCUGGUGACCCAGGGCCACAAGGGGAGGAGGAGCCCCCGGAGGGCGGAGAGGUGCCGGCCGGCCCUGGGCGCCUGGGCCCGCUCCGGGUUUCCCUCUGCCGCAUCGUGGGAAGCCAGCCCGGAUCGUGCUUUCAGAACCUAGUGCCGAGCCGCUGUCCCUGGCACUUCCGCGGGAAGCUCCGGGCCCUGUUCGGGACACCCCUUGGAGGCAGAUUUACCUUCUCCCUUUGUCCUCUGGCCCCACGCGCCCCUACCCCAGGGUUUGACUGUCUCCCCCUCUGGGACCCCCGCCUGCCCAUCCCCCGCACGUGAACGUCACUGGGAACAAGGACCUUCCCAGUAACCCAGGCGGCACAGUAGGGGCCCACGGCGCUCCCUAUGAAGACCCUGUUCUCGCAGGAGCCCCAUGCCCUCCCGGCCGCGCUCCCUGUUUCCCUCGUCCUCUGCGGCCUUCUGUGCGACACCGCCUCGGCUUCUCUGGAGCGGGCAGGAGGCGAUCCCGGCUCCUCCAAACCAGAGCUGCCUGGCCGCAGGCCCGCCGCCUGCCCGCCCUGCCCGCCGUGCCCCGGGUGGCUCAGGGCGCCCCGGCUAGGUGCCCCCUCGCAGAGCGCCUCCAUUAACACCCUGUCCUCCCAACACCUCCCGCUCACCGCCUCCUCGUACGUCCAGCCUUGGUCCCUGGGAUUCCUUACUGCCCCCAAGUCCCGGGCCAAGCGGGGACCCCCGCGACGUCUCCCCUGCGGGCCAGUCCCGGACCGCCCAAAGCGCCGAGGCCUCGCGCCGGCUCCGCAGGCAGGGGGCGCCCGAGGGUGCCAGAGACCGCACGGGUGUGCGCGUCCACCGCGCGGCAGUUUGACACUGGGGUGCCGGCUCAGUGACCCCAACUGUGGCUGGGAGAAGAGACGUGGGGCUCGGCCCGCGCUCACGCCUCGGCCUUCUGGUUCUCUACUCCGGUUGGAGCCGCCUGGUCACCGCCACCCCCAUGGCCGCGCGGGCCUUGCAGGAAGGCGCCAAAUAUACAAAGGGAAGAAGGCGGACCUGCCCCCUGGCGGCCAGGGCUCGGCCCUGCACUCUCAAAGCGCGGGAUCUGGGCCAAGGCGACCACACCCAGUUCACAAGUGUUCUUUUACCGCCUCCCCGGCAUUACCAUGGUCCUGGGAACGCAAAGGACCCAAACCUGGUCAUGCCUGACCCCUUAUCCCCCGGACCUCUUAUUUAAAGGAAGACUUAGCCUGGGAUAGUGGCGCAUGCCUCUCAUCCCAGCACUCGCUCGGGAGGCUGAGACAAGAGGAUCGCCACGAGUUCAAGGACUGCCGGGGCUCCGUAGUGUUUAAGGCCAGCCUGGACCACACAGCAAGCCCCUGUCUAUAAAAAAAAUAGUUAGGAGACCUCACCCAGUUGGCUGUGAGGGUCAUCUGUGGCUCUGGCACCAGCAGCCUGAACCCCACUUGGGGUCUGAGGAAUCACCUGAAUCAGGCCCGGCACUUUAACCUGUUCAGGUGACUCCUGGGGCCGCUGGUGAGUCUGUCUGGCUGUGCGUAGGCAUCCCCCUCUCCAGGUCUAACUGCGGAGGCCACACUCAGACCAGUUAAACCAGAAUCUGGCUGUGAAGGGCCCAGGUGAUGGCCACGUGUGGCCAAAGAGAAUCAGGGCUGCGCACUCUCCCGUGGGUAUCUUCUCCCUCCGCCUGCCGGGGCCAAGGCCACUGAUUUCCUGUGGACAGAGCCCUGCGGUCAGGGCUCGCCCCGAUCUGGCCACCCUAUCUCACUGCCUUCCUCCCGCCGUGCCCGUCCCAGCUUGGCCUCUCUACCUUUCACCACAGAGAACUGGGGCUGUCCUCCAGGGCGAGGCCUCGGAUGCCCCGUCCACCCACCCCCAGAUCUGCAGCCCCGCCCGUGCUCCGCCAUGGCCCGGUCCUGGCAGGUGGACGUGUCUCCCCAACAGGGAAGUCCUGCCGAGAGCUAGAGAUGUCGAAACAAGGAAGACCAGUGGGGCAAUCAGGGCAGGCAGAUGGGGCCUCGCUGUCCCGCCAGCCCCCACGCCUGUCCUGGCCUCCCUGCUGAGCUGUGGCCGCCUCUUCCGUGGCCGGGCGCCGGGCCUGGCUCCGCAGUGAGGGGAGUCAAGGAGGUAGUGACAAGUAGAGGCCAGAGACGGAGGCCCAAAGCUCUGGGACCCUAGCAGGAAGGACGGGAUCCCAAGGGGGACAGAAGGGCCCUGAAGAUCUGUGGACAGGCCAGGGCCGUCUCCAUCCCCGCCUCCUCCCCUUCCUCCGCUGCCCUCCCCACCCUGACGGCGGCCCCGACCUUGAGUGGAGAAGCCACAGUUACUUCCUGAAGGCAGCACGCUCGCUCCGAGGGGCCCACUCAGCCCGUGGCCCAUCACCCGCCCGCAGCCAUGGGGAGCCAUCAGGACUUCCGGAGCCUCCAAGCCAAGUUCCAGGCCUCUCAGCCAGAACCCAGUGAGCUCCCCAAAAAACCCCUGAAGCCGGAGGUCAACAAACUUGUGAAGAAGUUCCCGCAGCCUGAGCUGGGGGAGCAGCCCCCGCAGCCCCAGUUUGCCAGUCCCCCCAAGAAGCUGCUCCAGCCCGAGUUCACUGAUCUCCCCCCAAAGCCCCCCAAACCUGAGUUCAGCGAUCUCUCCAGGAAACGUCCUCCGCUCGAGGCCACUCUCUUUCCUAGGAAGCCCCCAAAGCCUGAGGCCCCCGAAGCCCCUCAGAAGGCCUCACAGGGGGGGCCCCCACAGCCUGAGCCCAGCAAUCCUGCCAGGCCCCCCUCAGAACCCAAACCCAGUGCUCUCCCCAAGAAAGCCUGGCAGCCCGAGGGCAGCGAGCGCCCCCCAAGGUCCUCGCAGGACGAGCUUGGCACUUUGCCCAAGAAGCCCCUGCAGCCCGAGUUCAAUGUGUGCCCCAGGAAGCCCCCGCAGCUCCAGGUCAGUGGUCUCCCUGGGAAGUCCCCGCCACAACCUGAGUGCACCGACGUCCCCCAAAUAUCCCCCUCAAAGGUAGGAGCCACUGAGCCCCGCCCCCGCUCCCCAAAGCCAGACAUCGGCACCUUGCCCAAGAAGCCCCUGCAGCCCGAGUUCAGCGUGUGCCCCAGGAAGCCGCCGCAGCCACAGGCUGGCGCUGCCCCCAAGAGGUCCCUCCUGCAGCCUGAGUUCAGCGAGGUCCCUCGGCAGUGCCCCUCAAAGCCCGAGUCCGAGGUGCAGGAGCCCCACUCCCUGAAGCCAGGCUUCGGCGCACUUCCCAGGAAGGCCCUGAAGCCCGACUUCGGCGACCUCACUAGGACGUCCUCAGAGCCGCAAGUCAGCGUGCUCCCCAAGAGGACCUGGCAGCCCGACUUCAAGCCCCUUUCCAAAAAGGCCCCGCAGCCCGAGGCGGGGGGCCUCCCCAGAACAUCCUCAGAGCCCGAGUUCAGCUUGCCCCCCCAGAAGGCCCCGCAGCCUGAGUGCAGGAGGCCACCUCGCAAGUUCUCCCAGCCGGAGCCCCGUGCUCUGCCCAAGACACACCUGCAGCCUGAGCUACUCCGGGGUCUCCCUAAAAGAAGCCCGCUUCCCGGCUCGGUGUCCGAGAGCUCGCUGCCUGCUGCCGUUCUGGGCGCCAGCCAGCGUGGAGCUGCUGGGACGCCCCGCUGGAAGUCCGAGGACCUCCAACCACCGCCUCGGAGGCCUCUGCCUCCAGCCAGCAGCCUGGGGCCGCCUCCAGCCAAGCCCCCGCUUCCCCCAGGCCCCCUGGACCUCCAGAGCUUUCGGAGACGCUCGGCAGCAGCCACAGGCGUGCGGAGGACCCGCUCUUCCGCAGGGACGUACUUGCAGGCCCUCCAGGCUCGACAGGCUCACCGAUUCCCACAGGACCCGGACGAGAUCUACGAGAUGUACGACGAAGUGGAGCCCGCCAAGGACUCCAGCCCCGGCCCCAGAGGCAGAGAAGUGCCGUCCACCCAGCACGCCGCCAGCAAACCACCAGCAGAUCCAGAACUCAGGGGGAUCAGGAAGGAGAAGACCCCUCAGCCACAGCAGGUGCCAUCCGUGGACCCGAAGGUGCUGAAGCAGAUGCGGAAGGCGGAGAAGGCAGAGAGGGAGUUCCGGAAGAAGUUCAAGUUUGAGGGGGAGAUCGUGGUUCACACGAAGAUGAUGAUCGACCCCAACGCCAAGACCCGUCGCGGGGGCGGCAAGCACCUGGGGAUCCGGCGCGGAGAGAUCCUGGAGGUCAUCGAGUACACCAGCAAGGAGGAGAUGCUGUGCCGGGACCCCAAGGGCAAGUACGGCUACGUGCCCAGAAUGGCGCUCCUGCCCCUGGAAACGGAGGUGUAUGACGACGUCGGCUUCUGGGAUCCUCUGGAGGAGCAACCAUUUCCCCGGGGAGAGUAAGGACCACGAGAGCCCGCCCGCUGCUAGCCCGCAGCCCUGCAGCCCACAGCUGCCCGGCACGUGUGAGACCCCAUAAACCUCUUGAAAGCAA